UAAAUUACAAAAAGAAAGGGCAAUUCCGUCAAAAUCAAAUAAACAAUUUCACCUAUAUAAACCCCGUAACCCUUCUUUUUUAUCACUACUGCUACUAUUUUCAUUCUCUUCCUUGCUGCUAGGGUUUUACCGCAACUUUCUCCUUCAAGAUCUUUUGUGAAUUCAAGCGUCAGGACUAAUGGGAAAAGAGAAGGUUCACAUUAACAUUGUUGUCAUUGGCCAUGUUGACUCUGGCAAGUCGACUACCACUGGUCACUUGAUCUACAAGCUUGGAGGUAUUGAUAAGCGUGUCAUUGAGAGGUUUGAGAAAGAAGCUGCUGAGAUGAACAAGCGUUCUUUCAAGUAUGCCUGGGUUCUUGACAAGCUCAAGGCUGAGCGUGAAAGGGGUAUCACCAUUGACAUUGCCCUGUGGAAGUUUGAGACUACCAAGUACUACUGCACUGUCAUUGAUGCCCCCGGCCACAGGGAUUUCAUUAAGAACAUGAUUACCGGUACCUCCCAGGCUGAUUGUGCUGUUCUCAUUAUUGAUUCCACUACUGGUGGUUUUGAAGCUGGAAUUUCCAAGGAUGGACAGACCCGUGAGCAUGCUCUACUUGCUUUCACUCUUGGUGUCAAGCAGAUGAUCUGCUGCUGUAACAAGAUGGAUGCCACUACACCCAAGUACUCGAAGGCUAGGUAUGAAGAAAUUGUGAAGGAGGUUUCUUCCUAUUUGAAGAAGGUUGGCUAUAAUCCUGACAAAGUUCCAUUUGUUCCCAUCUCUGGUUUUGAGGGAGACAACAUGAUUGAGCGCUCUACAAAUCUUGACUGGUACAAGGGUCCAACCCUUCUUGAGGCCCUUGACAAUAUCAACGAGCCUAAGAGGCCAUCAGACAAACCCCUCCGUUUACCCCUUCAGGAUGUCUACAAGAUUGGAGGAAUUGGAACUGUGCCUGUGGGACGUGUUGAGACUGGUGUCAUCAAACCUGGAAUGGUGGUGACUUUUGCUCCAACCGGACUUCAGACUGAGGUCAAGUCUGUGGAGAUGCACCAUGAAGCUCUCACCGAGGCUCUUCCCGGUGACAAUGUUGGAUUCAAUGUUAAGAAUGUUGCUGUUAAGGAUCUCAAGCGUGGUUUUGUUGCCUCAAACUCCAAGGACGACCCAGCCAAGGAGUCUGCUAACUUUACAUCUCAAGUGAUCAUCAUGAAUCACCCUGGUCAGAUUGGAAAUGGUUAUGCCCCUGUUCUUGACUGCCAUACCUCCCACAUUGCUGUGAAGUUUGCCGAGCUUCUUACCAAGAUUGACAGGCGUUCUGGUAAAGAGAUUGAAAAGGAGCCAAAAUUCCUGAAGAAUGGUGAUGCUGGUAUUAUCAAGAUGGUUCCCACCAAGCCCAUGGUGGUUGAGACAUUCUCCGAAUAUCCUCCACUUGGUCGUUUUGCUGUGAGAGACAUGCGUCAAACUGUGGCGGUUGGAGUCAUCAAGGCUGUGGAGAAGAAGGAUCCCAGUGGAGCCGUCAAGACUAAGUCAGCAUUGAAGAAGAAGUGAACCGUGCAGGAUGACUUAACCAGGGGAGUCUAUUUUCAUGAUUGCAAUAAUAAAUGGUUCCUGGUUCCUAGUAUUUUUAUUUCUGGUUUAGUUAAAUUGUUUUUUGGAUUAAGUGUGAAGACUGCGCCUUCAUCUCGCAGCUGUUGUUCCCAGAACUGGGUUCUAGAUCGACGGUGGCAGGGCUUUUUCAUUUUCAUGUUUAUGCUUUAACAGUUUGUGUCUCGCGUGAAGUAACACUUGGAUUUUAUAAGCAGCUAUGCUAUGCUUAUUUUGGUAUCAAAUAUAUGUUAUAUUUUUGUUUA
Vicia villosa (hairy vetch) is the source of this 1824-nucleotide messenger RNA. RefSeq names its product elongation factor 1-alpha-like. The record is from RefSeq and is a predicted model, not a curated record. NCBI's taxonomy places the organism in Eukaryota, Viridiplantae, Streptophyta, Magnoliopsida, Fabales, Fabaceae. Bases 179 to 1522 code for a protein of 447 amino acids. Gene Ontology annotation, biological process: translation; translational elongation. Gene Ontology annotation, molecular function: GTP binding; GTPase activity; translation elongation factor activity. The transcript is spliced from 3 exons.